AUGUUUGCAUGGAUUUUUUUCUUGGGAAAGUACCUAUUCGUGAUAUUGUCUAUGAUGCUGUGCUUUCUUACAUACAAGGUUUUCAUCAAACCUCUUUUGAAUCGGUGGAGGUAUACUAGGUAUGAAAAUGUCAAAAUUGUGCAUACAAGUGAAGAGACUGAAGAUUUGCUUACUAUCCCAGAUGAAAGUAUAGUAAACAGGCUUUCUUUAGCAUCAAGAAGAGUCCCAGAAGAAGAGAAGUCCUAUGAUAUUCAAAUGAUGCAUAUUGGCAAGGACUAUAUCCACUCCUUGCCUGGCUACAAAUACAUGCUGUUUGAUAUAAAGAAUAUCAAUAUGAGGUUAUUUCAAAGUCUGAUUCAGGACAAAAUUGAUAGAUUUGUUCCAGACACAUUCUAUCUUGGAAUGCUAUCAAAGAACUCACUUCCUUGCAGGGAGACUAAGAACACCUCUUUCAAGAUGAGGACAAGAAUAAUCAAGACUUGUGGGAUCGCUGAUCUGACUUCUAAGCUUCCUCUGAUAUCCAACAAACUAGUAAAAGAGAUCAAAGCAGGAUAUUUCACUGAGAAUUGGGAAAAAGAAUUUAGAAGAACUAUUUUUCAGAUCCUUGGAUCUCUAUUCUUAGGCAAGAACUUUGAAAAGAAAAUUGAGAGUAUUCAAGAUGAAGGAGAAACUCUAAACAGCACUGCUCAAGUACUCAAUUCUAACAUGGAUUCCAAUGGAAAUUUCAGCUUUGUUGACUAUUAUAUCGACACAACAAAAGACAGCAUGAAUCCGUUCACAGCUACUAUUUCAGAAGGACCUGGAGACAAGCUUGAUAAUAUUAGAAGAGCAGUUUAUUCAUUAGUGAGCUACAAAGAGCCAGACGAGUCCAGCAUUUUCCAGAAAAUAUUAAAAAUGGGAAAGUUCACUAAGGAAGAGAUCACAGAUGAAGUGCUUUCCUGCUUGCAUCUAGCUUUCAUCACUCUAUGCCCAACUCUUAUUAGUGCUAUCAAGGAGUUAAAAGAUAAUGAUGAAAUCUGUCAGGAACUACUACAGGACCUUAACAACACUUUCGACUCAGAAAUUGAAAAUAUUGAAAGAUAUUUUGAAGAAGAGAAGGAAAUAUCUAUCAAAGAUAAAAUUACUCUGAUUGGGAAAUACCAGCCUAAGGAAUUUUUAAGAGCUAUCCAAGCCAGCCAGUAUUUGCACUAUGUUGUUAACGAAACAUUAAGACUUCAUUGCCCAGCAGAUGGAUCUUUACUAUACAAAGUCAUAGAAAAUUUUACUGUAUGAAAAGUGCCGAUUCCAGCAGACUCAUUGAUUCGUAUAAAUUUCUCAUCUUUGCACUAUGACUCGUUAGAAUGGCAUUCUCCUAAGAAGUUCUUACCAGAACGGUUUGAUCCUGAGAGUGAUUACUUCCUUCGCCCUGCUAGUAACACAAGACGAUUUGGAGAGUCAUUUAUUCCCUUUGGAGUAGGAGAUAGAGGGUGUCCAGGUAAAGCAAUGUCAAUCCUUCUGCUAAAAGUGGUACUCUGCCUCGUAUCCCCUUUUAUUAAUUCUCAAUAAAAAUUGAUCAAUAUAGAA
This is a messenger RNA of Moneuplotes crassus, 1563 nucleotides long. The record is from the annotation of a GenBank genome assembly. NCBI's taxonomy places the organism in Eukaryota, Ciliophora, Spirotrichea, Euplotida, Euplotidae.